AUGAAGGACACACAAGUAGUUCUUGUUUCCGAGGAGCCGGUUACUCAGAUCGCGAGUUUGGAAACUCAAGAGGGACCAGAAAAACUUUCGACAUGGCAGAUGGUGAUGAGACACAAAGUAGCGGUGUUUUGGUCCGGAUUUUUUGCCUUGGCAGCUGUCAACUGGGGCAUGGAUAUUCAGAUAUCUGGUGGUGCAAUAUCAAUUGCUUCUUUCGAGCGUGAUUUUGGAUAUAAUUACAAAGGCACAUACAUAAUUAGUUCAAAAUGGCAAACGGGUUUCAAUUCUGCUUCCUACGUUGGCCAAUUAUUCGGAGCCAUUGCCACCGGAUAUCUUACCGAUAGAUUUGGGAAGCGGUUGAUGAUGGGAGUAGGGUGCAUAUUGAGCAUCAUUGGGGUGUUCUUGCAAGUGUUCGCUCGGUCGUCAGUGGUUUUACUCGUAGGCAAGCUUAUCAACGGUCUUGCCUUGGGUGCGUUUCUCACCAUUCCGUCAAGCUAUGCUGCCGAAAUAUGCCCUGCGACUAUACGAGGCCUAACCACCUCUGGAGUUCAACUACUUAUUUCUAUCGGUCAACUCACGGGCAAUCUCGUCCUUAAGGGCACGGGAACAUUUGCCUCAGCGAAUGCUUACAAAAUCCCUUUUGCUCUCCAAUUCAUAUUUCCAACAAUCAUUCUUCUCGGUCUCCCAUUUGCCCCUGAAUCACCUUGGUAUCUGCUCCGUCAUUCCCACAUGGACAACACAACCUCCACUCUCGCUCGAUUAGGCUAUCAAUCUCCUCUUGACACCGCAGAAGAGAUGACAACAAUAAUUUCAACAGAGUCCAAGAAUUCUUCCGAAACCACCUAUCUUGAUUGUUUCCGAGGCUCCAACCUCCGUCGUACCGAAAUCUCGAUGGGUAUUUUCGCCGUCGCACAGCUUACUGGUGUCGUUUUCUCUGUUGGAUAUUCGAGUUACUUCUUUGAACUUGCUGGCAUGUCUGACUCUAAUGCAUUUACAUUAUCAGUUGGAGUUACGAUUUUGGGAUUAAUGGGUGUCAUUUGUUCAUGGUUUCUUAUCAAUAGAUGUGGACGUCGUUCUACAUCUUUUGUCGGAACAGCCAUGUUGACAUUCUUGCUCUUGCUCAUUGGUAUAUUGGAUAUCCUACCUAAUUAUUCCAGCAAAGGACCAGCUUAUGGUCAAGUAGCUUGUGUAAUCAUUUUCUCGUUUAUCUACCUCUCGACUAUUGGACCAAUGGGAUGGGCACUCUUUGCUGAAAUUCCUUCUUCUUCAUUGCGUUCAAGGACAGUUGGAUUGGGGAUAGUGGUACAGAGUGUGUUUGGUAUUGUCAUGAAUAUUGCUAUUCCACUCUUAAUAAACCCAGACUCAGCAAAUCUGAGAGGAAAAAUUGGGUUCAUUUUUGCUGGGACAUCAACCUUGGGAACGUUAUGGGUUUGGCUAAGAGUUCCAGAAACUAACGGGAGGAAAUUUGAUGAGCUGGAUUGGUUGUUUGAGCAAGGAAUACCGGCGCGAAAGUUUAAGGGGUAUAAUGUGCCUCUAUGA
Messenger RNA from Botrytis fragariae, 1536 nucleotides. RefSeq names its product putative maltose permease protein. The record is from RefSeq and is a predicted model, not a curated record. The coding region runs from base 1 to 1536 and encodes 511 amino acids. Gene Ontology annotation, cellular component: membrane. NCBI's taxonomy places the organism in Eukaryota, Fungi, Ascomycota, Leotiomycetes, Helotiales, Sclerotiniaceae. Gene Ontology annotation, molecular function: carbohydrate:proton symporter activity. The transcript is spliced from 3 exons. Gene Ontology annotation, biological process: carbohydrate transport; transmembrane transport.